UCUGACAGAUGUGACUAUGUCUUUGUCAAUGGGAAGGAAAUGAAAGGCAAAGUGAAUGUCAUAGUUAAUUUUACUUACCAGCAUCUGAGUGCCCCAUUAGAAAUGACAGUCUGGGUUCCUCGUCUCCCGCUGCAGAUAGAGGUGUCUGACACAGAGCUAAAUCAGAUCAAGGGAUGGAGAGUCCCCAUCAUCUCUAAUAAGAGACCGGCCAGGGACAGCGACGAUGAAGAAGAGGAUGAACGUAAAGGAAGGGGCUGCGCCCUUCAGUACCAACACGCGAUGGUGCGAGUGCUCACCCAGUUUGUGGCUGAAGCCUCGGACCCUGGCAGCCAACUGAGCUAUUUGCUGGGCUCUGACUGGCAGAUUGACAUUACCGACCUGGUGAGUGACUUCAUGCAGGUGGAGGAGCCAAGAAUCGCUAAGCUACAGGACGGACAGGUCUUGAUCGGGCAGGAGCCGGCUGUUGCUAACUUCGGUUUUUCUUUCCAGAUAUUGUCCCCCCUUUCAGAUGCUAUCUUGGCCGAGAAGACGGUGACAGUCCUGGAUGAGAAGGUGACAAUAACUGACCUGGGAGUGCAGCUGGUGACGGGGUUGUCGCUCUCUCUGCAGCUCAGCCCAGGAAGCAAUAAGGCCAUCUUUGCUACAGCAGUGGCACAAGAGCUGCUCCAGUCUCCGAAGCAGGAAGCAGCCAUCAGCUGCUGGAUCCAGUUUAGUGAUGGAUCUGUCAUGCCCCUGGAUAUUUAUGACUCCAAAGACUUCUCUUUGUCAGCCACAUCUCUGGAUGAGAAGGUAGUCUCCAUUCACCACGACCCCAUAUUCAAGUGGCCUGUGAUUGCUGCUGAAACAGAAGGCCAGGGGACGCUGGUGAAGGUAGAGAUGGUGAUCAGUGAAUCGUGCCAGAAAUCCAAAAGAAAGAGCAUCCUCGCUGUUGGGAGUGGGAGCAUUAAAGUCAAGUUUGGGCAGAGCGAUGCCAACCCUAACAUCAGUGACAGUAAACACAGGGGUGCUGGUGUCCACCUAGAAAACCACACCAGUGACCGGCGUCAGAAAACCACCCUGCAGGAAAGAGCUGGGCUGGAUGGCCAGUAUUACAGCUCCUCAAUGGGCCACGAGCAAGGCAAAGGGACCACCACUCAGAGGUCUAUUUUGAGUAAAAAAGAAGACAGGGAAAGCCUCCUGGAUGACGACAGCCACCUGCAGAACAUCCCGAUAGACUUCACCAGCUUCCCUGCGCAGGUGGAUCUGCCAAGAAGCAACGGAGACUUAGAGGAGAAUGACCUAGUCCAGAGCCCUAGGGGACUCAGCGAUCUGGAGAUAGGGAUGUAUGCUCUUCUGGGAGUCUUUUGCCUGGCAAUUCUGGUCUUCCUCAUCAAUUGUGUCACUUUUGCUUUGAAGUACAGGAACAAACAAGUUCCCUUUGAAGAGCAAGAAGGCCUGAGCCACUCUCAUGACUGGGUUGGGCUGAGCAACAGGACAGAACUUCUGGAGAAUCACAUCAAUUUCUCAUCCCAACAAGAUGAACGUAUCACAGCCAUUGACAGAGGAGUGGACUAUGAAGAGAGCAAAUAUCUCCUCAACACAAAUGCCGCCAAAAAUACCAAUGGACAAUCUUUCAGGUCGACUGAGACCACAUUCACUGAAGGGAAAGAACUGAAAAGUGAACCAACUGCUUCUCCUACCUCUAAGAGGAAACGGGUUAAAUUCACCACCUUUACCACCAUCUCCUCGGAUGAUGGGUGCCCAACUGUCAACUCAAUCUUGAUGAGUAGUGAGGAUGACAUUAAAUGGGUCUGCCAGGACAUGGACCUGGGGGAGUGCAAAGAGCUUAAAAACUAUAUGGAGAGGUUACAUGAAAAUGUGCAGUGA
Messenger RNA from Mesitornis unicolor (brown roatelo), 1866 nucleotides. RefSeq names its product transmembrane protein 132D (gene TMEM132D). NCBI's taxonomy places the organism in Eukaryota, Metazoa, Chordata, Aves, Mesitornithiformes, Mesitornithidae. The transcript is spliced from 4 exons. The record is from RefSeq and is a predicted model, not a curated record. Bases 40 to 1866 code for a protein of 608 amino acids.